This is a messenger RNA of Diversispora eburnea, 996 nucleotides long. Lineage: Eukaryota; Fungi; Glomeromycota; Glomeromycetes; Diversisporales; Diversisporaceae. The record is from the annotation of a GenBank genome assembly.
AUGACUACCACUCAAGGGCCAAGUAACACCAAUAAUGGUAAUGUUGGCAAUAAAGAUAAUACAGAAAAUAUUGACAAUAACGGAAGUAAUAGUUCAGCAUAUGAAGAUACAAUCUUAUAUGUUGAUAAAUUUCCUCCUGAAGACGGUAAACAACGUGCUCAAUGUGUUGAAAAACGAAGAGGUGGUAACGCAGGUAAUACAUUAGCUGUGUUAUCUCAAUUUCCUUUGGUGAAUGCUAAUUUUAUGGCAUCAAUGGCUAGUAAGGAAGCAUCUACUUUUAUAAUUCAAGAUUUCGAUGCACAUAAUAUAAAAACUUCAACAUGUAUAUUUAGACCUAAUGCAACUCAUGCCCCGGUAGCAUAUAUCAUUCAGGCUGAAAGUACAAGUUCUAGAACUAUUAUAAAUUACAAUAGUAUUGAUGAAUUGACUUUUGAUGAAUUCAAAAGAAAAUUUGAUACAGUCUGUAAUGAGGAAAUUCCAUUUAAUUGGAUUCAUUUUGAGGGACGUAAUGCAGCUGAAGAAACAAAGAUGAUUGAUUAUAUUGACACUAUGGCUUGGAGAAAAAAUACAAUAAUAAGUGUAGAACUAGAGAAACCUUAUAGGAAAGGAUUAGAAAAUUUGAUGCAAAGAGCUGAUGUACUGUUUUUUUCUAAGGUUUUUGCAGAAGGCAAAGGGUAUGAUCACGCAAGUGAUUUUUUACAAGUGAUGAGUCCAUUCUGUAAAGACACUGCACAUUUAUUUUGUACUUGGGGAAAUUCAGGUGCAAUGUGUUUUUACAAUCCUAUUCAAAAAUUAUAUUCAUCCUCAGCUUUACCUAUACCAAGUGUAGUAGAUUCAGUAGGAGCUGGUGAUACAUUUAUAGCUGGUGCAAUAUAUGGAUUAUCACAAGAAAUGUCACAAGAAGGAUGUUUAAAAUUUGCUUGUGAAUUGGCAGGUAGAAAAUGUGCACAAAUAGGAUUUGAUGGAGUGGUAGAGAAGUUAAAUAAACCAUUUUGA